This is a messenger RNA of Malania oleifera, 2253 nucleotides long. RefSeq lists its product as uncharacterized. NCBI's taxonomy places the organism in Eukaryota, Viridiplantae, Streptophyta, Magnoliopsida, Santalales, Ximeniaceae. Gene Ontology annotation, biological process: protein transport. The transcript is spliced from 6 exons. The record is from RefSeq and is a predicted model, not a curated record. The coding region runs from base 401 to 1984 and encodes 527 amino acids.
GAUGACGCAGCAGCUGAAAUGGGCCGAUAAGCAACCCGCGUGAAGGGGACUGUGAAUCAAAAGAUCCUUGGAUCGUAAGCAAAGCUUACGCGGCGUUCGUAAUUCGACCAGCGUAAUAGCAGAGUAGAGAACACUGCCGAAAAACUUGGGAGGCAUGCUCUUCUUGUUGUCUGAUGAUUCCGAUACCCUGCCUUCUAUGAUUAUUCUCUGAUUUCCCUAAAAUUUGACUUUAUAAUUAAGGGGAAGAUAGGGUUCUCGAUCCCCUAAAAAAAAUCAGUUUUUUUGGUAUAAAUAGAGGGAAUUAGAAUCAGGGAUUUUUGUUUCUUUGAAUCUGUUUUUUGGUUUUCUUCGUGUUGUUGGAAUUAGGGGUUGGUGUAAGUAUAGUACCGGUUGUUUGAUCAUGUCGAUGCUGGACGCUUUCUUCAACAAAGGGUUUAAAGCAGCAAAAUGUAAAACAAUGCUGAAACUUACAAUGCCACGCAUAAAGCUGCUGAGAAACAGGAGAGAGAUCCAGAUAAAGCAGAUGCGAAGAGACAUUGCCAAGCUUCUUGAGACUGGUCAAGAAGCUACUGCUCGUAUUCGGGUUGAGCAUAUUAUAAGGGAAGAGAAUAUGAUGGCUGCACAGGAGAUACUCGAGCUGUUCUGUGAGCUUAUUUCUGUCCGGCUUCCCAUCAUUGAAACUCAAAGGGAAUGUCCUCUAGACUUGAAAGAAGCAAUAUCCAGUGUAUGUUUUGCUGCACCAAGGUGUGCAGAUCUACCAGAAUUGCUGCAGGUUCAAAUGCUAUUUGUUGGCAAAUAUGGGAAGGAAUUUGUAUCAGCUGCGACUGAACUGAUGCCAGAUUGUGGGGUUAAUCGCCAGUUAAUUGAACUGUUAUCAAUCCGUGCCCCUGCACCUGAUGUGAAACUGAAGCUACUGAAAGAAAUUGCAGAAGAGCAUGAGUUAGAUUGGGAUCCAGCUGCCUCCGAAACUGAGUUUUUCAAGCCACAUGAGGACUUGCUGAAUGGCCCAACCCAGUUCAGUGGAUCAAAAUUGCCACUUCCCAAAGAGAAACAUGAUGAAUUGUUGUACUCUGCUCCAGAUCAAGCCUCUGCUGGACAGAAGGAUUCUGAUACAGGAUUUGACCCAUUAGAAUUCCCUGAAGUUCCCAAGGUAACUUUACAACCAAGCACAGAUGCUAGCUCAGUAGCUGAAAGUGUUCGACCUUCAAUCCCAACUGCCCCACCUCCUGAAGUUGGUGAAGAAUCUGCAGAAAGUUCUGAAGCUACUGAACGACCACCACCUGAGCUGCCCUCAAGACCUGAGUUGGUGCAUGAAAGAUCUGAUGUUGCAGUUGGAUCCAUGGAGAACAAACAAUUUGUUCCAUUCAUUUCUCCCCCAUCGCCAUCUCCUGUGCCACUCUCUGUGAGCCAAAGUAAUCUGCCACCCUCCCUCUCAAGGACCAAAAGUGAGGCAAGUGUGGAUUUGCAGGAUGUAUUGGCUGCUGCCCAUGCUGCUGCUGAAAGUGCUGAUCGCGCAGCUGCAGCAGCUCGCUCAGCAGCUAGCCUUGCAGAGGUCAGAAUCACUGAACUUAUCAAGAAGAAGAAUGACUCGGUCUCUGAUAGUGUCUGUGAGAACCCAUUUCAUGGAGAAAGUGCCAAUCAAUCCAUUGAUAAAGAGAAGUCACACAUGGAUCAACAAGACUCCUUAGGUGGAUGGGAUGGUGUCUCAGAUACUCCAGCCUCCCACCAAGUUCAUGAAAAUGACCAAAGGCCAGAAUCUUCAAAUCAUCCUUCAUAUGACACAACCAAUAAUGCGAUAUUUGAUUUGCCUCUACCCAGUGAUGGCGCAACUGAACAUGGGUCCACUCAUCACCAGCCUCAGAGGCUAACUUCAAUGGAGGAUGAGUACUUCUCAUACCCAAACUUGUUUAGAUCUCAGGACUCAAAUCUUGGAUCAGGCGUUCAUUCUUUUACAGAAAAUACCCGAUCCACCCAUGAGCUCUAAGCUGGACAAUGUAUCAGCUGUGCUUUGGCUCUUCUUUUUCCUAGUUGGUGAGUGAAUUAAAGUGUGUACAAGGUGCCAUAUUCAACUUCCUCCCGCAAAACCUUUCUUACGGGCCUCCAAUUUAUGUGAAAUAUAUGUAUGUUGCAUCAAGACUAUCCAGACUGCUUAGAUAUUAAGUAAGUCAUUCUCUCCGUCCUGUUUGUGUGAAGAUAAUUUGGAAAUUGUAUGUAUAAAAACUUUACUGCAGGAAAUAAAGAUUUUUGUUUUUU